AUGUUGUCCACUGUACAUUACGCGGAAUUGCUUGCUAUUUUACAAUUACCACAGGAAUUAUGUGAUAAGCAAUGUGGAAGCUCAGCUUAUAUUGUGUUGAGGUAUGAAAAUUCCGUUGAAAGCAAAGCGGAAUCAACCUGUCCUUCUCUGAUACAGACAAUCCCAUGUCAUGACAAACCAGCUCGCUGUAAUCAUAAACUGCAACUACGUCAAUGUCCAGGAGUGAAUGGAAUGUAUUUGCUCAGAAAUCUUUCGAUAACACCAUUAACAAUUGUUAAAGUUGGUUUGAUUACGAGAACGGACAACAUAUGUUACAGACAACUGGAAACGGUAAGAGAAGGUUGGCCGGAACAGUAUCGCAUUUGCGAUAGUGAGUUCAACUUUGUGAUUUCGUCCCAACUCAAUUAUACGGAGUCUGAGACAAAUUCCACGUCCGAGUUGCUGAAACACGUCUGGAUCGAACGAAGAAAUGAAAGUGUAGCACAGUACUGGAGUGAAACUCCAAAUGCACUCCUCUUAAAACUGGAAAAUAUCCCUGGCACACAUUGA
Molecule: messenger RNA, 549 nt
Organism: Loa loa (African eye worm)
Lineage: Eukaryota; Metazoa; Nematoda; Chromadorea; Rhabditida; Onchocercidae
Exons: 4
Coding region: 1-549 (182 amino acids)
Source: RefSeq, a predicted model, not a curated record